AUGAGACCGCUAACAGAAGAAGAACAAACAGCAUUGUUUGCUAAGCUUGCAAACUACAUUGGUAAAAAUAUCGUUCAUUUGGUUGACCGCAGCGAUGAAGCCUAUUGUUUCCGGUUACACAAGGACCGUGUAUAUUAUGUUUCGGAAUCCUCGAUGAGAUUGGCUGCCACUGUGUCUCGAGAUCAUCUUGUUAGUCUGGGGACGUGUAUGGGGAAGUUCUCGAAGACCAGGAAGUUUAAGCUGCACAUCACAGCAUUGGACUACCUUGCCCAAUAUGCCAAGUACAAAGUCUGGGUUAAACCAAAUGGCGAAAUGCCCUUUCUGUACGGGAAUCACGUUUUGAAGGCUCACUUGGGUCGAAUAACGGAGGACACUCCCGAAAACCAAGGAGUGGUUGUGUUUAACAUGAAGGAUAUUCCCAUAGGCUUCGGUGUCACUGCACGUUCGACAAUUGACACCCGAAAACUGGAUCCUACUUCAAUAUUAGUGUACCAUCAAGCUGAUGCAGGUGAAUACCUCCGAGACGAAGAGACCCUGUUCUAG
This is a messenger RNA of Cantharellus anzutake, 543 nucleotides long. Its product is annotated as cytosolic large ribosomal subunit protein. Gene Ontology annotation, cellular component: nucleus; nucleolus; preribosome, large subunit precursor. The transcript is spliced from 5 exons. Gene Ontology annotation, biological process: ribosome assembly; ribosomal large subunit biogenesis. Gene Ontology annotation, molecular function: RNA binding. The record is from RefSeq and is a predicted model, not a curated record. NCBI's taxonomy places the organism in Eukaryota, Fungi, Basidiomycota, Agaricomycetes, Cantharellales, Hydnaceae. The coding region runs from base 1 to 543 and encodes 180 amino acids.